This is a messenger RNA of Nicrophorus vespilloides, 1178 nucleotides long. Its product is annotated as growth hormone-inducible transmembrane protein-like. The transcript is spliced from 6 exons. The record is from RefSeq and is a predicted model, not a curated record. Gene Ontology annotation, cellular component: mitochondrial inner membrane. NCBI's taxonomy places the organism in Eukaryota, Metazoa, Arthropoda, Insecta, Coleoptera, Silphidae. The coding region runs from base 110 to 1120 and encodes 336 amino acids.
CAUCUCGCAACGCUUCCUUUGGUAACAUAACAAACUGAUUGCAGUCGGCACUUGUCAAAGUUAAGAACUUUGCCAUUUCAAAUUUCAAAAAGUACAGCGCAAAAUUUCAAUGAUGAGUUCGAUCUUGGUCUCAAGAUUAUGUUGCUCGCCAAGCUUGCGGUUGGCCGCAGCCAGAUACGCUCCCAAAAACAACAUCAUUGUCCGCAACUUUACAAGAAAUGAGCGUGACACUAUCCAGAAGACUGCUAGGAAGCCAACUUUGAAAGAGAAGUUGAUGGCCCCAGCUGGGGACUCUGCUUUCAAAAUUGGAAAAGGAGCCCUAGCUGGUGGUGCAGCACUUGGAAUUGGAGCUCUAUGUUUCUAUGGAUUAGGUUUGUCCAAUCAGGCUGGAGCCUUAGAAAAAUCAGCAAUCUGGCCUCAAUUUGUGAUGGAUCGAAUUAAACAAACCUAUUUGUAUUUUGGUGGAUCAAUUGCAAUUACAGCUGCUGCAGCAUUAGCUUCAUUUAGAAGUCCAGCCAUUAUGAGACUAGUCACUUCUAAUGGGCCUAUGGGAUUCUUUGUGAGCAUUGCAGCAAUCAUGGGUACUGGAAUUUUAUGCCAAAGUAUUGACUACUCCCAAGGCUUUGGCCCAAAGCAAAUGGCUUGGUUAUUGCAUGCUGGAACCAUGGGAGCUGUCUUGGCUCCUAUGUGUUAUCUUGGAGGUCCUUUAUUGAUGACAGCUGCUUGGUAUACAGUUGGAGUAGUUGGUGGACUCAGCACUAUUGCUGUUUGUGCCCCAAGUGAGAAGUUCUUAAUGAUGGGAGGUCCUUUGGCUAUGGGAUUAGGGGUUGUAUUUGCUUCCUCAAUUGGUAGUGCCUUCUUGCCAGCAACUUCAGCCUUGGGUGCAGGAUUAUACUCAGUUUCGCUCUACGGAGGUUUAUUACUGUUCUCCGCUUUCCUCUUAUAUGACACCCAAAGGAUAAUCGCCCAAGCUGAAAGAUAUCCCACCUCACCAGCACUCUAUGGAGUCCGGCCAUACGACCCAAUUAACUCUGCUCUUUCCAUCUACAUGGAUACUUUGAACAUAUUUAUCCGCAUUGUAUCCAUUAUGACUGGAGCAGGUGGAAACAGAAAACGAUAGAUCAACUAAUUAUUUUAUGAUAACCUAAGUUAUAUGAAUAAAGUUUUUUUUAAUUAUU